AUGAUUAUUAGUACGCAAACGCUGGUGGUGACGGGUUUGGAGCCGUUCACCGAGUACCUUUUCAGUCUGUCCAUAAGGAACCCGCGCGGACUGGGGCCGGUCGCCCGGGUCACAGGUCGAACCCAGCAGGCAGCGCCGGGCCCGCCGGCCACGGUGCGUUACUCCAGUGUGGGCAGUACGUGGGCGGCCCUGAUAUGGACCCCUCCUGCCGAGAGGAACGGGGUGCUGCUCUACUACACUGUGAACAUCACACGGGACGCCGGCGGCGAGCCUGACCUGCGCCGGGUGCCGGCCACCGAGGAGACCUGGGUCCAGUACCAGGUGGACGGACUCCGCCCGUACACCCAGUACACGGUGGGAGUGUCCGCCGCCACAGAGGUGGGCUCCGGCCGACAGCGUCUGGUCCGACUGCGGACCGAUACCUCGGCGCCGGGCCGGCCCGUCAUCCUCAGCAUCACCUGUGUGCACAGCGGGGCCACCCAGGUGCGCUGGAGGGGCCCGACUGAGCCUGGUCCUCCGCCCGUCAGCUUCUUCACGAUUGGCUACAGGAACGCGCGCCACCCCAAGUACACGCUGACGGGAACGCCGGCCGGCCUCGGCGAGCACACGAUUCUGAUGCGCCACUUGGACCCGGGGAUGACCUAUUUCAAGAUCCAGGCGGUCCGCAGAAGCCGGUACAGUCAGUCGGACGUGUACCGCGGGGAGUUCACUGAGCCAUGGAGCGUCCUGCUGCCCCGCAGAAACUCAGACUGUUCCGAGUUUCGUCUGAUCCACCCGGUUCAGGACGACUCCAGCCUUGCCAUCGGUAUCGGCGUGCUGGCCGGGGUCGUCGUGGUCUCCGUCCUCGUCGCCGGCAUCGUCAUCUUCCUCUGCAGGUGA
This is a messenger RNA of Amphibalanus amphitrite, 879 nucleotides long. Its product is annotated as protein sidekick-1-like. Gene Ontology annotation, molecular function: protein binding. NCBI's taxonomy places the organism in Eukaryota, Metazoa, Arthropoda, Thecostraca, Balanomorpha, Balanidae. The transcript is spliced from 6 exons. The record is from RefSeq and is a predicted model, not a curated record. The coding region runs from base 1 to 879 and encodes 292 amino acids.